Varanus komodoensis (Komodo dragon) is the source of this 3570-nucleotide messenger RNA. RefSeq names its product adenylate cyclase 2 (gene ADCY2). The transcript is spliced from 23 exons. Bases 93 to 2942 code for a protein of 949 amino acids. Gene Ontology annotation, cellular component: plasma membrane. Lineage: Eukaryota; Metazoa; Chordata; Lepidosauria; Squamata; Varanidae. Gene Ontology annotation, molecular function: adenylate cyclase activity. Gene Ontology annotation, biological process: cAMP biosynthetic process; intracellular signal transduction; adenylate cyclase-activating G protein-coupled receptor signaling pathway. The record is from RefSeq and is a predicted model, not a curated record.
CAAAUAUAUGUUCAGAAGGUUUUUAAAAUGACUGUGCUUUCUUUCCGGCGCAGGUGUCGUUUUUCUUAUUCAUCAUUUUCGUGGUCUACACCAUGCUGCCCUUCAGCAUGCAGGAUGCGGUGAUUGCCGGGGUGCUAACUUCUGUGUCACACACGGUGGUGCUCAGCGUCUGCUUGUCAUCCACAGAUGUCAUCAAGGAGCAGUUGGUUUGGCAGAUCCUGGCAAAUGGGAUCAUCUUCAUCUGUGGGAACCUCGCCGGGGCUUACCACAAGCAGCUCAUGGAACUUGCCCUGCAACAGACCUACCAAGACACCUGCAGUUGCAUCAAAUCCCGCAUCAAGUUGGAGUUUGAGAAACGCCAGCAGGAGCGGCUUCUGCUUUCUUUGCUUCCAGCUCACAUAGCCAUGGAGAUGAAAGCUGAGAUCAUUCAGCGGUUACAGGGACCGAAAGCAGGCCAGCUGGAAAAUACAAACAAUUUCCAUAAUUUAUAUGUCAAAAGGCACACCAAUGUAAGCAUUUUGUAUGCGGAUAUUGUGGGAUUCACACGCUUGGCUAGUGACUGCUCCCCCGGCGAGCUGGUGCAUAUGCUGAAUGAACUCUUUGGCAAGUUCGACCAGAUUGCAAAAGAAAACGAAUGCAUGAGAAUCAAAAUCUUGGGAGACUGCUAUUACUGUGUGUCCGGCCUCCCUUUGUCUCUUCAAAAUCAUGCCAAGAAUUGUGUGAAAAUGGGACUGGACAUGUGUGAAGCCAUAAAGAAAGUCAGAGAUGCAACUGGGGUUGAUAUUAAUAUGCGAGUAGGAGUGCAUUCUGGGAAUGUCCUCUGCGGAGUGAUUGGACUGCAGAAAUGGCAGUAUGACGUGUGGUCACAUGAUGUUACACUGGCCAAUCACAUGGAAGCCGGAGGAGUCCCGGGCCGUGUUCACAUUACUUCAGUCACUUUGGCACACCUGAAUGGUGCUUACAAAGUGGAAGAUGGCGAUGGAGAUGCAAGGGACCCGUAUCUCAAGGAACAUCAUGUGAAAACCUACUUUAUCAUCAAUCCAAAAGAGGAGAAACGAAGCCCGCAGCAUCAUUUCCGACCCAGGAACACAUUAGAUGGUGCCAAAAUGAGAGCGUCGGUCCGUAUGACCAGGUACUUGGAGUCUUGGGGAGCGGCCAAGCCCUUCGCUCACUUGCACCACCGGGACAGCAUGAUUACCGAAAACGGCAAGAUCAGCACCCUGGACAUGCCUAUGGGUCAGUAUAACUUCCAGCGAUGUAGAGAAAGAACGAAGUCUCAGAAGAAGAAGUUCGAAGAGGAACUGAAUGAGAGGAUGAUUCGAGCGAUUGACGGAAUAAACGCUCAAAAGCAAUGGCUUAAGUCUGAGGAUAUUCAAAGGAUAUCGUUACUUUUCUACAACACCGCACUAGAAAAGCAAUACAGAGCAACAACACUGCCUGCGUUCAAGUACUACGUGACGUGCGCUUGCCUCAUAUUCUUCUGCAUUUUUCUUGUGCAGAUCCUAGUACUUCCCAAAAAGUCCAUCCUUGGAAUCUCCUUUGGAGUUGCCUUCCUUGUCCUUUCCUUCAUUCUGUUCAUCUGUUUCGCUGGGCAGCUUUUGCAAUGCAAUAAUAAAGUCUCAACUUCGCUCGUGUGGAUUUUGAAGUCCUCUAGUGUCAUCGCAAACCGCCCGUGGCCACGGAUCAUGCUCACUUUGAUCACAACGUCCAUCAUUUUAACCAUGGCCGUAUUCAAUAUGUUUUUCUUGGACGAUGAUGACGAGGUGAUUGAGUUUCUCCCUAUCCUUAAUUCAUCCAAUGCAAGUUCGCUUGAUUCCAGUGAGCAGACGCUCUGGUAUAUUCAAAGCAACCAUUUCUUCCUGCCAUACUUUAUCUACAGCUGCAUCUUGGGUCUGAUUUCCUGCUCCGUGUUCCUCCGAAUCAGCCAUGAGCUGAAAAUGGCGAUCAUGCUGGUGGCGCUGGUGAUCUACAAUGUCAUUCUUCUGCACAGGCAUGGCUCCAUGCUGGACAACUACAGCAAGUUCCUCUAUGCGAUGGCACCUUUGAAAAGGCCAGGAAUCCUGAAAGAUUUGAAGACAAUGGGCUCAGUGUCUCUCUUCAUCUUCUUCGUCACAUUGCUGGUACUCAGCAGGCAGAAUGAAUAUUACUGUAGGUUAGACUUCCUGUGGAAGAACAAGUUCAAAAAAGAGCGUGAGGAGAUUGAGACCAUGGAGAACCUGAACCGGCUGCUUCUGGAGAACGUGCUGCCUGCUCACGUGGCCGAGCAUUUCUUGGCCAGGAACCUGAAGAACGAGGAUUUAUACCAUCAAUCCUACGACUGCGUCUGUGUCAUGUUCGCCUCCAUUCCAGAUUUCAAAGAAUUUUAUACAGAAUCCGAUGUCAACAAAGAAGGCUUAGAAUGUCUCAGGCUUCUAAAUGAGAUCAUCGCUGACUUUGAUGAUCUGUUGUCUAAGCCCAAAUUCAGUGGCGUUGAGAAGAUCAAGACCAUCGGGAGCACCUACAUGGCAGCCACGGGACUCAGUGCCACGCCCAGCCAAGAACAUGGCCAGGAACCUGAACGACAAUAUAUGCACAUUGGGACCAUGGUGGAGUUUGCGUUUGCCCUUGGAGCAAAACUGGAUGUUAUCAACAAGCAUUCCUUCAACGACUUCAAACUACGAGUAGGUAUUAACCACGGGCCUGUCAUCGCCGGAGUUAUCGGGGCUCAGAAACCGCAGUACGACAUCUGGGGCAACACCGUAAAUGUGGCGAGCAGAAUGGACAGCACUGGAGUCUUAGAUAAAAUCCAGGUCACAGAAGAGACGAGUAACAUCCUACAAACGCUGGGCUACAUUUGCACCUGCCGAGGCAUCAUUAACGUCAAAGGAAAAGGCGACCUCCAGACCUUUUUUGUCCAUACUGAAAUGACAAAGUCCCUUUCACAAGGGAAUGUGGCAUCGUGAAAGUUACUCUCGGGUGGGGCAUUCCCACAUUUUUAGAAAAAAGCAUCACAUUUUUCUUAGCUCUCUUUCGGCCCAUACCAUGAACAUGCGUGUACUUUUCUGGUAUCUAGAGAUGUUGCUGCAGUCAUGUCUACAAUCUAGUUCCACCAUCCAACAUGAAGAGACCUCAGUAGUCUUACUGCUCUGGGGUGGCUGAAGCAUGUGCAGAGGGCUGAGAAGAUGACCGGCGUCUUGGCACCGUCGGCUCUUCAAUAGACAAGCGACAAAACUUGAACUCGGUUCGAGGAACUGAAGGUCUGAGGCUUUCGGCAGAGAACUGCGGAGUUGGACAUUGGCACGGAAACAAAAAUACGUGGGAAGAUCUCACGGCAAUAAAACUAGAGCUGCGUGGAACGUUGUGGAAAGAUGGUAGCUCCCCCGUUAGCAUCCUCGAUUCAUAAUAUCUAAUUCUGUCCCUUCAUCUACCACAACUAGGGCGUGUUAUCAGAUGUUUCUCACAGCCGGCUGGGAUGCUGACCUUUGUGAAGGAUGGAGCUGAGCAGGACCAGUUUUGUACAAAAUGUGUCCAAUGUUUUGAUGCCAUUGUUUUUGUAAGAUUAACUCAUUAAAAGUUUAUAUGUACUUUCUC